This is a messenger RNA of Peromyscus eremicus (cactus mouse), 1526 nucleotides long. RefSeq names its product U8 snoRNA-decapping enzyme. The transcript has 3 exons. Gene Ontology annotation, molecular function: phosphodiesterase decapping endonuclease activity; snoRNA binding. Lineage: Eukaryota; Metazoa; Chordata; Mammalia; Rodentia; Cricetidae. Bases 1 to 588 code for a protein of 195 amino acids. The record is from RefSeq and is a predicted model, not a curated record. Gene Ontology annotation, biological process: sno(s)RNA catabolic process; mRNA catabolic process. Gene Ontology annotation, cellular component: nucleus.
AUGGCGGGGGAUCGGAAAGUGGAGCUCAGCGAGGCCCUGGCGCUCGGGCCGGGCUGGCGCCACGCCUGCCACGCACUGCUGUACGCGCCCGACCCCCGCAAGCUGUUCGGCCGCAUCCCGAUACGCUUCGCCGUGCUGAUGCAGAUGCGCUUCGACGGGCGCCUAGGUUUCCCUGGCGGCUUCGUGGACGCGCAGGACUGCAGCCUGGAGGACGGGCUAAACCGUGAACUGCGCGAGGAGCUGGGCGACGCGGUGUCUGCCUUCCGAGUGGAGCGCUCCGACUACCGGAGCUCACACCUCGCGGCCAACCAGCGCGUGGUGGCCCAUUUCUAUGCCAAGCGCCUGACGGCCGAGCAGCUGCAGGCUGUGGAAGCCAGGGCGCCUCAAGCCAAGGACCACGGACUGGAGGUGCUGGGCCUGGUGCGGGUACCUCUGUACAUCCUACGUGAUGGUGUGGGAGGCCUGCCCACCUUUGUGGAGAAUACCUUCAUUGGUGAUGCCCGGGAGCAGCUACUAGACGCCCUUCAGGACUUAGAACUUAUGGAUCCUGGCAUUAUUUCAAACCUCAAGAUCCCAGUUUCUAAGUAGAGUCAGCCCACCAUGGACCCACGGAACCCAAGAUGAGGGCUUUGGUAUAAGGGAAGGAGGGAGGGAGGCAGGGCAAAUGUUUUCUCUUUGGGGGCUGAGAGGUGAUAGUUAAUACAAGAUUAAAGACAGAGGUGUAUAUGCAAAGGGUUUUCAACAGAGGACCUUGUCUGAUGGCAUUAGUGAUUAAAGGCCUUGGUCAUACCUCAGAGUCCCUCCUUAUAUGUAGGUAAACAGCCUAGAAGCUCCAGGUAUACACAUGUGCAGUCUGAUCACACACAGCCUGGUGCACUCUCAUCUGUCCAGUUUAACUGUGAUGUGGCAUCAGGCACAUCCCACUCCUUCCUGGUAAAUGGGGUGGGGAAAUGGAUUCUUUCCCAUCAGCCACAAGGCUGCUGUCCCGAGUCCAGCCCAGCCCAUUCUUGUUAGGGAAGCAGAGAAGGAGGUUUCUCCCUGAGAAUGGUCUCAGGUUACCCGAGGCUUGAGCAAAGCUGUUGGUUUCAGAAAGUUGGGUCGGAACGUGUCAACUUCUUGGGCUGAACCUAGACCUGAGACUUCAGUCCUGAUGCCUCCCUUCCAGAAUGUUCAUCUUUGAGCUCCCUUUGUCUCCAUCUAGCCUGCCCUGCCAAAAGGAGUCAUCCAGGAAGGCAGCUGAUACCUGGGACUCCAAGCUCUCCAGUUCCUUCAACAGAUACAGGUUGAUUAAUACCUGCUCAGUGGCAAGUAUGGUAACAGAAAUAGAGGCCCAUUACUUCUGUCUUCCAGACUUCUGAGUGAGGAGUAGGCACACAGCAUCAUAAAUAAAUAGCAUUACAUAGUAAACACUCUAAGCUUUGUCAGCCACACGGUGUUCUGGAGCCCUUUAACUCUGUCAUGUCAAACUUACCUGCAUGAUACAUAAGUGUUGUUGUUGUGUCCCAAUAAAACGCUAAUGAAAAACA